GUGUGUGGUGGUGGUGGUGGUGGUGGUGUGGUGAAUUUAUUAUAAUUAUAUUGAUGGCGGCGGAGGCACGAAAGCCGAAGCAGCAGCAGCAGCAGCGACAGGCGCCGCAUCCGCCGCCCCUGCAGUGCCCGCGGUGCGGUUCGACGAACACGAAAUUCUGCUACUACAACAACUACAACACUUCGCAGCCGCGGCACUACUGCCGCGCCUGCGAGCGCUACUGGACCCACGGCGGGGCCCUCCGCAACGUCCCCCCCGGCGGCGGCGGUGGCGGCAAGAAGCGCGCCGCCAAAAGUAGAACCGCCGAUCCGAAUUUCCCGACGCCCAAUUCCAGCAAACUUCCCAAGCUCAACAUCAUCGCCGACGCCGCUGCCGCCGCCGCCGCGAUGGCGCCGCCGCCACCAACGCCAAUCUUCCACGGCGGCAUCGAGGGGUUGGCGUUGCGUCCUGCGGCGAUCAAUCCGGGAGAAUUUUUCGGGGGAUUGAGGGGUUUCCAACCCUAUAGUAACAACAACAUGAAUUUUCCGCACGUGCCGCCGCAUGGAACGGUACUCAACGUCCUCGGCGAUCGUCCUCUGACGCCGUUUCUCCAGGCGACGAUCGCGACGAACCUAUUCGUCCAACCCGGAACUCCGCGUGUUUUUACUACUGCUGCUGCUGCUGCUGCUGCACCGACUAUAGCUACUACUACUGGUGGUGAUGGGUCUGGCUUCUGGAAUAACUUCUUUUUGCCCGGCGUUUCUUCAGCUGCUUCUGCAGAAGCAGCUCCGCUGCUGCCACCGCCUCCGACGACGUCGACGUCGUCAACAAUUCCAUAGGGUGGUCAUAAAUAGUCAUCAAUUGGGCAACCGUUCCACCAUGCUAUAUGCGUCGUUUUCUUUUUCCUUUCUUUUGCUUUUCUUUUUGUUUGUUGUUGUCUUUUGUUUCUUUAGUGACAUGAGAACGUAGAAAGAUAUAUAUAAAGUGGUAAUAGAUGAAUAUAAAUAUAUAAGAAUUAAUUAA
Ananas comosus (pineapple) is the source of this 1002-nucleotide messenger RNA. RefSeq names its product dof zinc finger protein DOF1.4-like. The record is from RefSeq and is a predicted model, not a curated record. The transcript has a single exon. NCBI's taxonomy places the organism in Eukaryota, Viridiplantae, Streptophyta, Magnoliopsida, Poales, Bromeliaceae. The coding region runs from base 54 to 818 and encodes 254 amino acids. Gene Ontology annotation, molecular function: DNA-binding transcription factor activity; DNA binding. Gene Ontology annotation, biological process: regulation of DNA-templated transcription.